AUGGCUUCGCGUGGGUGGCUCUACGUCCAGGCCGUCUUCUGGCGCUUCCUGAUGCGCAUCGGCAUGUUCCUGCACGACCUGGCGCCGCCGCGCCCACCCCGUCCGGCUUUCACUCGUACCGUCCAGUCUGAUGUGCAUGGCCACUCCGUUGUCAUCCAUUUUUACUGCCCACCGAACUACUAUGAGCAACGUCGACUCGGCCACCGCUUCCCCGUCGCCGUCAAUUUCCAUGGAGGAGGCUUCACCCUUGGCUGUGCCACCGACGAUGCUCGCUGGGCCAAAGCCGUGAUGGACCAAGUCGGGGCAGUUGUCGCCAGUGUCAGUUAUCGGCGAGCCCCAGAGCAUCCCUUUCCCGCCGCUGUCGACGACGGAGUCGACGCGUUACUGUACCUGGCGACCAACGCCACAGAUCUGGCUCUGGAUGUCAGCCGGGUCGCCCUGAGUGGGUUCUCAGCCGGCGGCAACCUGGCCGUGACGGUGCCGCUGCGCCUUCGCGACCGGUUGUCCACCCAGCUCAAGGAACACUUUGGCCGCGCAGACUCGACCCAACGGCUGGUAGACCGCACUAGCGACCUCAACAUUGUCGCCCUGUUCUGCUGGUACCCCAUUCUAGACUUCCUCGAAUCUCGCGACCACCGCCGCGCCAUGAGCAUUGUGCCCGACAAGACCCUGCCGACCUUUUUCACCGACCUGUUUGACGAAUCUUAUCUUCCAGAUAUCAAUGACCGGUCCUCCGCCUUCGCAUCCCCCGUGCGCGCUUCGGAUCGCAUCCUCGCCGAGGCUCUCCCCCAUGAUGUGUUCUUGUUCAUCUGUGAGUGGGAUAUGCUGAUGAAGGAGGGCCAAACCUUUGUGCGUCGCCUGGAGGGGCUGGGCAAGCGAGUGCGAGCUAUGAUGAUCGAGAAGGCCCAACAUGCCUGGGAUAAGUCGCCCAAUCCCUUCCGAGACCAGGUCAGUGUAGAUGCAUUUUACCGCGAUGCAUGUGCCGAUAUGAAGGCCAUUUUCGAGCGGUAA
Penicillium macrosclerotiorum is the source of this 1011-nucleotide messenger RNA. Its product is annotated as alpha/beta hydrolase. The record is from RefSeq and is a predicted model, not a curated record. The transcript has a single exon. Lineage: Eukaryota; Fungi; Ascomycota; Eurotiomycetes; Eurotiales; Aspergillaceae. Gene Ontology annotation, molecular function: hydrolase activity. Bases 1 to 1011 code for a protein of 336 amino acids.